Ramularia collo-cygni is the source of this 549-nucleotide messenger RNA. RefSeq names its product related to SIS2 protein (cycle-specific gene control). Bases 1 to 549 code for a protein of 182 amino acids. The record is from RefSeq and is a predicted model, not a curated record. The transcript has 2 exons. Gene Ontology annotation, molecular function: FMN binding; phosphopantothenoylcysteine decarboxylase activity. Gene Ontology annotation, cellular component: phosphopantothenoylcysteine decarboxylase complex. Gene Ontology annotation, biological process: coenzyme A biosynthetic process. Lineage: Eukaryota; Fungi; Ascomycota; Dothideomycetes; Mycosphaerellales; Mycosphaerellaceae.
AUGGCAUGGCCUGCAACGGACAAGGCCAUUGCGGAACUUCUCCUCAAAAUGCCAGGAUAUCUGGGAAUCAUCGCGAUUUUUGCCGUUUGCGGGUUCUUACUGUUUGGAUUGUUCAUCAGUAUGCUCUUAAAGGACAAACGGUUCACUCCCGCAGGGUCAUCACAUUUAAACCCAGCUACGGAAGCUACCGAGGAGAUUUUAAAGGCCUCAGAUCACACGAAUGAUGGGAAACGCCAUCUGCUCCUCGCCGCUACAGGCUCCGUAGCCACCAUAAAGAUCCCCAACAUAGUUCAAGCUCUUGCUAGAUAUAGCAAUCUUUCAAUCCGCAUCAUCCUCACUGAGUCUGCGACCAACUUCCUCGCAGGCCAGGCUGAAGAACAGCCCUCGUUAGCAACCAUUCGGAAAAUGCCAAAUGUCGAUGGAAUCUAUCGUGACGCGGACGAAUGGCGCAGACCUUGGACACGCGGCGCCAGUAUCCUGCACAUUGAGCUACGACGCUGGGCUGAUUUGAUGAUUCCGUCGCAAGAGCUUGGGAUACGACGGGUCUGA